GCCACAUAUGAACAGCAUAAUCCAACAAGUUAAAAGAGGUGGAGCAGUGAGGUCUAAUGUUGCCUUUCUAGGAUUUAAUAAGAUGACUCUCGGGCUUUACAGAGAUAUUGUAGCUGCCGAGAAUGAUUAUCUUCCUUCUGAUAUGAUGAAGGUAUAUAACCCAGUGAAUAUGUUCUCAACGCUGGGGAAUCCAUUACUCUAUUCAGUAUUUACUGAGGAGAGUCUGGAGCAUGUAUUUCUCACAAAAGAAAUUAAAAGUUCUUCAAGAUUUAAGACAACUGAAAUAGCUGAUUUUGACUUUGAGAACAACUACUUCUUUGAUGAGUUGAAAAUGGGGCUGAAUGAGUAUGAACUAGCUGUAGUGUCUAGAAACCUUCAUUCUAUUCCAUCCCUGUAUGCAAUUACUUCACACUCACUGUUUCAGAAAAUCUGAAAUGAUCAGCUAGAGGGAUCUUAUAUCUUUUAUGAUGACAAAUAUUUUGAGUUGAGGAAACGCCUUGACAUCUUUUUCAGAGCCUUAGAGACAGCUCCGAGUAGUCAUGUUAAUAUCUUGGUUACCAACGAUGGCUCAUAUGACUAUGAUGGUACAGUGAAAUGCCUCGAAGCUGCCUUUGCCCUUAAGGAGAGUAUUGAGGAUAGAUUUGCCUCUUCACAUCAUUCAUUCAGUAUAAAGUUUUAUAAUGAUGAGCAAUACCUAUGAUCUGACAUUGUUGGGACAGAUAAAGUCAACCAAGGGUUCACAGAGUUGGUCCAAGAGUCAAUUGAGUCGAUGCCUCAGACAAAUGUAACCCUUGAAUUACACACUGGGUAUAAAGUUAAUAGAUUAGAACAAAAUACUGCAACUUUUGAGAACGGCACUGUCGAGGAAUUUGACUUUCUCAUAGCUAAUCCUCUGAAAUCCAUUCCUCCAGUAUUUGGACAAAUAAUUGAGAGAGACUCAAAUGAAAGCUCUGACUUGAGUAAAGGAGAUCAUUGGGCCGAUAGCUUUCAUACAGAUUGCUCUGUUGGAAAUUCCUCAAACAUUUUCUUCUCAUAUAACUCAAAUCUCUCUUUAAAGCAUAAUUAUGAUGCUGUUGGGGGAGAGAUCAACAAGAUUCUUUGAACUAAUACUAUCAAUUAUUUUUAAAGACUUGCCUCUUGUAGAGUACGAUUUGGAGGAAAUCCUUGCUGAAACUCCAGUAAAGGUCAGAGUAUCUCGAGAGAAGUCUCUGACGUUCACUCCUGAGAGAGCUGAAGUGAACCUGAAGCCCAAAACAUUUAAGGACAGAAUACUUAGCUUUCUAUCCUAGGACACUUAAUU
Molecule: messenger RNA, 1300 nt
Organism: Moneuplotes crassus
Lineage: Eukaryota; Ciliophora; Spirotrichea; Euplotida; Euplotidae
Source: the annotation of a GenBank genome assembly